AUGAAUUGGAGAUUUAAUAAAGAAUCAAUUAGUAUAUUGACUAGUCAAUCUGAAGAUACAACAAAUUAUCCAUAUUCAACACGAGCAAUUAUAGCUAAACAUGAUGAAUCAAAUAGAAUUAUAAGUGCAUUUCGAGCAACAGAACCAAUAUAUUUAGUACAAUGGCUGACUGAUGCUUCAACAAAUUUUAUUGAUAUUAAUAAUGUAUUCAAUGAUACAAACAAUAAUGAUAAUAAAGUUCAUUUUGUUUUAUUAGCUUAUGGUUAUGAAUUAUUAAUUUGUGGUGUUUAUACGUAUGGUCAACCUUUAGUAGGAAAUCGUCGUUAUGCAGAAAUAUUAAAUAAUAAAUUAGGAAAUCGAAUACAUCGAUGGGUAAAUCAUGAUGAUAUUGUUACACGUAUUCCAAUUACUGAAUUACCAUUGAUUGCAAUGUAUUAUGAUCAAACAUUAUAUACAGAUGCAAUGGAAGCUGCAGCCAAUAAUAAUCCAUCAAUAUCAGAUCCAUUUCUUAAACAUUACUAUCAUUCAGGAUUAAGAUUUAAAAUUGAUCAUAAAGGGAAUUUAACAAGACAUGAGUUAAUAGAUCAAGAACCAAUACUUGUGUAUCAGGAUAGACUUCGUUUAUUCAAUGUUAUUUAUGUAAUUGGUAAUUAUAUUCCUUCAUCGCUCAAUAUAAUAUUGAUAAGAACCAUUGGUUGCUUUAAUUUUGGCUGUUGA
This is a messenger RNA of Rotaria sp. Silwood2, 717 nucleotides long. NCBI's taxonomy places the organism in Eukaryota, Metazoa, Rotifera, Eurotatoria, Philodinida, Philodinidae. The record is from the annotation of a GenBank genome assembly.